AUGACGACCUCGCCGCCGCCCGCCGAGCAACAACAGCAGGAGGAAGAGGAGGUGCUGGUGCCGCACGGCCCGCAACAGGAGCUGCCCAAUGGAGCGCAGCCAAUGGAAGUUGUGCCUGCUGAGCCAGCUGCUACUGUGGAAAACCAACAGAUAGAGGAUCCACCAAUCUCGAGAUUUACUUGGACCAUUGAGAAUCUAUCAAGAGUUAGCACGAAAAAGCUCUACUCCGAAAUUUUUGUUGUUGGAGGCUACAAGUGGCGAAUUUUGAUUUUCCCUCGGGGAAAUAAUGUUGAAUUCUUAUCUAUGUAUUUGGAUGUAGCUGAUUCUGGAGUCUUGCCCUAUGGAUGGACUAGAUAUGCACAAUUCAGCCUCUCCGUGGUUAAUCAGAUUCACAACAAGUUCACAAUAAGAAAAGAAACACAACAUCAGUUCUCUGCUCGAGAAAGUGAUUGGGGUUUCACUUCAUUUAUGCCGUUGGGUGAACUCUACAACCCCAGUAGAGGUUAUCUUGUAAAUGAUACUUGUAUAGUGGAAGCUGAAGUUGCCGUUUGUAAAGUUGUUGACUAUUGGAGUUAUGACUCUAAAAAGGAAACUGGCUAUGUUGGUCUUAAAAAUCAGGGUGCUACCUGCUAUAUGAAUUCUCUUCUUCAGACGCUGUACCACAUUCCGUAUUUCAGAAAGGCUGUUUAUCACAUGCCCACCACCGAGAAUGAUAUGCCCUCGGGAAGCAUCCCGUUAGCUCUACAGUCACUCUUUUAUAAGUUGCAGUAUAAUGACAGCAGUGUCUCUACAAAGGAGCUCACAAAAUCAUUCGGGUGGGACAUGCAUGAUUCAUUUAUGCAACAUGAUGUUCAAGAAUUGAACAGAGUUCUUUCUGAGAAGUUGGAAGAUAAGAUGAAGGGAACUGUUGUGGAGGGCACAAUACAACAAUUGUUUGAAGGGCACCACAUGAACUACAUUGAGUGUAUCAAUGUGGAUUUCAAAUCAACAAGAAAGGAAUCCUUCUAUGAUCUCCAGCUUGAUGUCAAAGGUUGUCAGGAUGUCUACGCUUCAUUUGAUAAGUACGUAGAAGUGGAGCGUCUGGAAGGUGACAACAAGUAUCAUGCCGACAAGCAUGGCCUGCAGGAUGCGAAGAAAGGAGUUCUUUUUAUCGACUUCCCUCCUGUUCUGCAACUUCAGCUAAAACGUUUUGAAUAUGAUUUCAUGCGUGACACGAUGGUGAAGAUAAAUGAUCGCUAUGAAUUCCCACUUCAAUUGGAUCUUGAUAGAGAUGAUGGAAAAUAUUUAUCUCCUGAUGCUGACAGGAAUGUGCGUAAUCUUUAUACCCUUCACAGUGUUCUUGUCCAUAGCGGUGGUGUUCAUGGUGGACAUUAUUAUGCUUUCAUACGACCUACCCUUUCUGAUCAAUGGUUCAAGUUUGAUGAUGAGCGUGUGACAAAAGAAGAUUCAAAGAGGGCACUGGAAGAGCAAUAUGGUGGUGAGGAGGAGCUACCUCAGACAAAUCCUGGCUUGAACAACACUCCCUUCAAGUUUACUAAAUAUUCAAAUGCAUACAUGCUUGUGUACAUUCGUGAAAGUGACAAGGACAAAAUUAUCUGCAAUGUGGAUGAGAAAGAUAUAGCAGAGCAUCUUUGGAUUAGACUGGAAAAGGACCGUGAAGAGAAGGAACGCCGGAAGAAGGAAAAAGCUGAGGCACACCUCUAUACCAUAAUCAAGGUUGCAAGGGAUGAUGACUUAAAAACUCAGAUAGGGAAAGACAUAUAUUUUGAUCUUGUUGAUCAUGAUAAAGUCCCAAGCUUCCGUAUCCAAAAGCAGAUGACCUUUGCUCAGUUCAAGGAGGAGGUAGCAAAAGAGUUUGGCAUUCCUACACAGUUUCAACGAUUUUGGCUGUGGGCCAAGCGGCAAAACCAUACUUACCGACCUAACAGGCCAUUGUCUCCUCAAGACGAAGCACAUACUGUUGGGCAGCUAAAGGAACUGGUGAACAAGGCCCACAAUGCUGAACUGAAAUUGUUCUUGGAAGUUGAACUUGGACUGGACCUUAAACCUCUUCCUCUUCCAGACAAGACUAGAGAAGAUAUAUUUCUUUUCUUCAAACUCUAUGAACCUGAAAAGGAACAUCUGCGGUACGUUGGUAGGCUCUUUGUAAAGGCUUCAGGAAGACCACAGGACAUUCUGCCGAAGUUAAGGAUGCUGGCAGGUUUUUCACAAGAUGAUGAUAUUGAACUGUAUGAGGAAAUUAAGUUUGAGCCCAAUGUGAUGUGUGAAUACAUUGAUAACAGGCUUCUGUUUCGAUCUUGUCAGCUUGAAGAUGGGGACAUAAUUUGUUUUCAAAAAUCUUCAAAGCCAGAUAGUGCUGACCGAUAUCGAUUUCCUGACGUCCCAUCCUUUUUGACGUAUAUACGUAACCGACAGGUGGUCCACUUCCGUUCGCUGGAGAAGCCCAAGGAGGACGAUUUUUGCCUCGAGAUGUCAAAGAUUUUCACAUAUGAUCAAGUCGUGGAAAAAGUAGCUGAAAAACUUGGCGUGGAUGACCCAUCGAAAAUUCGGCUUACAUCACAUAAUUGUUAUUCACAGCAGCCCAAGCCUCAACCAAUAAAGUACAGAGGCGUUGAACGCCUACUUGACAUGCUGAUCCAUUAUAACCAGACUUCUGAUAUUCUGUACUAUGAAGUAUUGGACAUACCACUUCCAGAAUUACAAGCGCUGAAGACAUUAAAAGUUACAUAUCAUCAUGCCACAAAAGAUGAGGUGUCAGUUCACAGUAUAAGAUUGCCAAAAAACAGUACUGUUGGUGAUGUGCUAAAUGAUAUUAAAACAAAGGUUGAGUUGUCUCAUCCCAAUGCUGAGCUAAGAUUACUUGAGGUCUUUUAUCACAAGAUAUACAAGGUAUUUGCACCAAAUGAAAAGAUUGAAAACAUUAAUGAUCAGUACUGGACACUGCGUGCAGAGGAGGUUCCAGAGGAGGAGAAAAACCUUGGUCCCUUUGAUCGUUUGAUUCAUGUAUAUCAUUUUACAAAAGAUACUCAAAACCAAACGCAAGUUCAGAACUUUGGAGAGCCUUUCUUUAUGGUUAUCCGUGAGGAUGAGAUCCUAUCUUCUAUCAAAGAACGUAUACAGAAAAAGCUUAAGGUUCCAGAUGAGGAUUUCUCAAAGUGGAAGUUUGCAUACAUUUCACUUGGUCGUCCAGACUAUUUUGAAGAUUCAGAUACUGUAGCCGUAAAAUUUCAGAGAAACAUGUAUGGAGCUUGGGAGCAGUAUCUUGGACUGGAACAUCCAGACACAGCUCCUAGGAAGGCGCACACAAUUAAUCAGAACCGGCAUUCAUUUGAGAGACCUGUAAAAAUUUAUAACUAG
Messenger RNA from Miscanthus lutarioriparius, 3357 nucleotides. NCBI's taxonomy places the organism in Eukaryota, Viridiplantae, Streptophyta, Magnoliopsida, Poales, Poaceae. The record is from the annotation of a GenBank genome assembly.